Hymenoscyphus albidus is the source of this 2025-nucleotide messenger RNA. NCBI's taxonomy places the organism in Eukaryota, Fungi, Ascomycota, Leotiomycetes, Helotiales, Helotiaceae. The record is from the annotation of a GenBank genome assembly.
GAAAACAUCUCUAACUGAAUGUCACUCAUAGCAAGAACGGGUGUCAUCUCCCGAACCAUCUGGCGCAGCAUGGCGAAAGAGAAGAUUGUCGAGGGGGUUUUUGGUAUGUUCUUCUGUUCUGCCUAAUCGAGUACCCAAUUGAAUAGAAUCUACAAUGUACAAGGAAAAAGAGAGAGAGAUGCUGAUGUCUGGAAUAGCAAUCAACAAACCAACAGGUAUCACCUCCGCCCAAGUCCUCCGCGACUGUCAAGACAUCUUCCACACCUCCAAGCUCUUCGCCCCCUACCUCCGACACCUCCGCUCGAAUGUCCAGAAAGAUAACCCGAACCAGCGCAAGCGACGGAAGGUCAAGGACCCAAAGGUGAAGAUUGGCCAUGGAGGGACGCUAGAUCCGCUUGCCACGGGCGUGCUGAUUGCGGGGGUGGGGGUGGGCACGAAGUCUUUAGGGGACUUUCUGAAGUGCACGAAGACGUACGAGUGUAUUCUGCUUUUUGGCGUGAGUACCGAUACGUAUGAUCGGGUUGGCAAGGUCUUGCGUCGCGCGCCGUAUGAACAUAUUACGAGGGAACUGGUGGAGGAGAAGAUGCAGGCUUUUAAGGGGACGUUUUUGCAGCUGCCGCCGAUUUUUAGUGCGUUGAAGAUGAAUGGGAAGCCAUUAUAUGAGUAUGCGCGCGAGGGGAAGCCGAUACCGAGGGAGAUUGAGAGGAGACCGGUGGAAGUUAGUGAGUUGGAGAUUCUGGAGUGGAUGGAGGGUGGCACGCACGAACAUAAGGCACCAAGUGAGGAGGGGAGCGAGGCCGAGAAGAAGGUUGCGCAGGAGGUGUGGGCACAGUCUGGAUUUCAAAAUGGUGCUACGCCGGCUGCUGAGAGUGAUGCGAAAGAAGCAGCUGCACAGAAAGAGUUCGAGGGGAGGAAAAGGAAGAUGAGUGAGGAUCAAGAUGAAUUGGUUAAGGAGAAGCCGAGUAAACAGCUUAAGGCUGCGACUGUUGAGCACGAAGACGCUGUUAUGUCUGGAGGUUUAUCAGAUACUACGGAAGAACCAGCUCCUUCCGCCAGCCAAAGCAACACUACUAUUACACCCACUACCUCAGCAGCCUCUCCACCAAGUUCCAAGGGUUCACCAGCUGCCCGCAUCCGUAUGACUGUCACCUCUGGCUUCUACGUGCGCUCGUUUUGCCACGACCUCGGUACCGCUGUAGGAUCCGCGGGCCUUAUGGCGGAGCUGGUUCGUUCUAGACAAGGUAAUUUCUCAUUCGAGGCCGGAAAUGUUAUCGAGUACUCGGAUUUGAAGGACGGUGGAGAGCAGGUUUGGGGUCCGUUGAUUGAUCGAAUGACGACGGAUUGGUGGGCGAAGAAGGCGAAGGAGGUGGAAGCGCCGGUGGAAUAUGCGUUUAAUGGUGCUGGCCAGAAUGGAGAGGGGGAGAGUGCUGAGAAUGCGGAAGUCUCGAAUUCCGCUGCGAAGGGCGACGCAAAAGACUCGAACGCAGCGGAGCCUCAAGAUUCUGAAAGCGCUAUAGCGGACCCAGCAAAGGUUGAGGAACCAGCCAAGGUCGAAGAACCAGAAAAUGUCGAAGAACCAGCAAAGGUCGAGGAACCCGCAAAGGUCGAGAAACCCGCAAAGGUCGAGGAACUGGCAGAGGUCGAGAAACCAACAGAGGUAGAAGCACCAGAAAACUCAGCGAAGGACGCUCCAGAGCCGAAUCCAGAGUCCAUGGCCUCGAAAAGUACUUGGGCUCGAUAAAGCCAAUGGAAUUAAUUGAUUUUGCCGAGAAUUGCAAAGCCACAGCCUCAUGAAGAGCUGUUGAAACUCAUAGCAACCCGUCAUUACCAUAUUGGAUGCAAAGCCACAGCAUAAUAAUUGGCAGCAUAGCUACAGGAUACCCGAGAAUUAGGGCGAGCAUUGAAUCAACCUUUAAUGUACUUGAUCGAUAUCUCAAAGCUACAGCAUAUUACAUAGCUAUGAAUUAUUGCAGGCUCUGGGAUACCGCAUUGCUCAUCGGGGACCGUACAUGGUUGGGUAAAGGG